UAUGCUCGAGAUGCAUUAGGUGAGCAGGAUGGCUUUUCGGGGGACCGCCCCCCCCCUUGCCGGUGGCUGCCCCGCCCCGCCUCGCCUCCGGGCGCGGCUGGAGGGGGCCUGCGGGGUGGGGACGGGCGGGGCCGGACCGGGACCGGGGCCGCUCCCGCCGAGGCAGAGGGUCUCGCUGAGACAGAGGGUCCCGCCGCUCCGCGCUGCCCUCGCCGUCCUCGCCAUGCUGCCGGCGCGCCUCCGCCCGAGACGGCUGCUGUCCGCCGCGCCGCUCCGCCUGCCCGCCCCGCGGGGAGCCGCCGCCGGCGGGGAGCCCGCCCGCAGCCCGGGCACUGCCCGCGCUGAGCAGGCUCACAAGGUGGUUGCAAGUUACAAACCUUCCAAGUUUGACAAAAAAAUCCUCCUCUGGACUGGACGUUUCAAGACAGAAGAAGAUAUUCCUCCAAGGAUCACGCCAGAGAUGCUAGACAAGGCAAGAAACAAAGCUCGAGUUAAAGCUUGUUACAUCAUGAUCGCGCUCUCAGUUGUUGCCUGUUUUGCAGUGAUUGCCUCAGCUAAAAAGGCUGCGGCACGUCAUGAGUCCUUAACGAGGUGGAACAUGGCAAAGAAGGCCCAGUGGCGGAAAGAGGCAGCACUAGCAGCGGAGUCGAAGACCAAGUAACGUGCUUUGAAAUGCCCAGUGUCCUUGUAGGAGCAAAAUUAAGUCUUGCUGAGAGAUAUCAGUGAAUUUCACCAGGAAAAGGGAACUGUAGUAUUGCACAGACUGGAGCCAACAAGGGUAGUUACAGGAUCACAAAAUGAAAUGAGAGAUAUUCGAUGUAUUUGUUGCAAAUUAUUAAAAUUAGAAUGUAAAAGCAGUAAUUAAUUUCAAAGGAGAUGAGGUAGAUUCCUAAGAAUGUCAUGUAUGGGGGAGCCACGUUUCCACUGUCUGUCUUAAAAGCUUUCUUUCAGGCUUAUCUUGAGCUGUUACACAGAUAAGAGUUCCUUACAGAAAAACUAGCUCUAUUUUAUAAUAAAAGGUUAAACGUGGCAAAGACCAAGCAGUAGCAGAGGUAUGAAAACUGUAAAAAUAUGGAGACUUAUGCAAUUCACUUCUGUAAAUCUAAAUAAAGAACAAACUAUAAUCAGCCAGGAUAUUACAAAUCUUAAACACCGAGAAGAAAAGGUUCAGAGAAGGGAAGGGAGGGGAAAGGGCCUGAUAAUUCCACGAAUUUUCAAGUCCCUAUAAACUUCACGGGAAUUCUCAAAGCGCUCAGUUCUGCAGGCAGAGACAGGACUGUGAUUAUUGUACAAGUGUAUGUUUGGUUAGAUAUUGACAAAACACAUUUGAAACCCAAAAGUUUUCUGUCUGGUGAAAGUGUGUAGUUUUACAGUGCAGAGAUAACCCAGUUUGAAUUCACUUGCCUGAAUGCUGUAUUCAAAAUGGCAUUUGUGUUUUCUAGUUUUAGGAAGCCACACUUAUUGAAACACUAAAUAAAUACAAGAAACAUGUAAAAUAGGUUUUAUUGGUUUCUGCAUGGUAUUUGGAGAUUUAACAUUCCAUAAUAUUGCAUACUACUCAUAUGUGUUCUGUUACAGUAAUGGGCCUUUGGCCUGGAUUUAAAGAUGCACUAUUACUAUUGGAAGUUAGUAUAGGUAUUUUAGUUUCCACACAUUAUAUGAAGAUAUUGUGCCACAAGUAACUGAAAUUUCUCAUUCCAGAUUUCAGUGAACUCUUGGAGUCAGAGUUAAACUUCACCUAUCAAUUUGCAGACCUAUUACAAAAAUCCUCAGCUGUACAAUUUAAAAAAUUUAAACUGAGAACUAACCCUGGAGGAAAGACAAUAGUGCAUCUUUUCUAUGUUUUUUUCAAAGACAGACCCAACAAUAAAUAUUUUCCAGUUGCAAACUUGUUCUACAGCUAACGUAUUUCUGUGCCAACAUUACUAUCUUCUGAUUGCUGCUAGCAACAGUGUCUAAAGCAAAUACUAGAAAAUGAAAAAGCUGUAUGAACCAGUCCUCAGACAAAAGUGCAAUUAUGAAAAAAUUAGAUAUGAUUCAGUGUAUCAACAGUAGGGAACUAAAAAAAUCUUAUGCUUUGCAUAGUUGCAUAGAUUAGAUAGUUAGUAUUCACAUUUAAACAGAACAAAUGGUACCCUUUUAACCCAAACCAAAACAACCAAAACCCUGUACUUUUAAACAGACUUGGUAACUGACAGGGCACUUCAGAUUCCAAAUCUUAAAGAGAUUUUCUUGUCUUGGUUACUUCUUUCUUUUUAUCCACACUGGUUUCAUCUGUUUAGGCAACAUCAUCAUAUUCAUUCCGCUGUCUGCAAAUGACUAUACCAGAGCUGACCUCAAGUCAUCAUCUGUUUUUAUAUUGUUCAUUUAUUGCUUUUAACAAAGCGUAUUGUAAACCCACUGAUAAAAUAGGAGAGGCCAUCCUAUAUGUUUAUCCUUUAAAGAAGAAUUUUCAUUAUUAUUUUUUAAAAAUUCUAGGGUAAACCAAAUGUUCAGUUUAAAUAAUGGUUUUCAGUAGCCAAAGGCCAUCCAUUUUAGUUCCCUUUUAAACUGUUACAUUUAAAUGGAUCAGAGGCAUGAAAUACAGUUUAUCUAAAUGCAUAAAGUGCAGUCACUAACCAUUCACACUUAAAUUGCCACAAAACUGAAGACAUUCUUUCAAAACAAAUAUAAUACUUUAAGUGUCCCCUCUUUUCUGAAUUUUCAAGUCUUUUAAUCAAGAUUUUUAUAGUUCAGAUUUGGUUUAAAUUAGAGAGGCUUAUAAAUGCAAUUUUUACAGGGUUUUCCAAAUAAAAAGCAGGCACAGCUGGUUAUGUAGUAUUAUCAAAAGAAGGUUGUUAGAAAGAACAGAAUACCCUGUUACCUGAAUAAUUUUCUUACAUUAGAAGAGCAUUGAAAUUCAGCAUUUACUAAUAAUCCUGGUAGGUUUCCAUGACUGUUACCCUGUACUCUGAACAGAUGGGGGGAAGGAAGGUCAGUAUAUGAAAAUUUAAAACUAUGGGAGUAAAAAGGGCACGAAUACAAUCAUCUAACAUUACAUGAAAAUUUGGCAGCUGUACUCAGUAUUAUCAUGCUAUUCAAAACUCUUGUAUGCUGUACAAAUCUAGGUUUCAAGUGUCACUUGCUAAAAUAUCUCAUUAUUCAGAGUUCAUAAAGUAAGAGCACUCUUAUAUACACUUCUUACACUUCCAUCUUCCACUAAAAAGAGGUUUCUUCUCUCCCAGUUACACCUUAGUCAAAACCGACCAUUAACCUUAGAAAAUCCACUUCAAGUCCCACAUUCAAUUACAAUAUGGUAUAUAUUGCUGUAACAAAGUUAAACAUCUUAAAAAUCUUAACUUGCAUGUAAAAAAAAUUCUAAAGAUAAAAUGGUACUGUAAAUGAUACCACCUUUAACCUGUAUUUUUCAGUGCAUUAAAAUAUUGUUUAGUGACAAGCACAGUGCCAUGGGGUAAGUAAUCUGAAGUUUAAACUGGAGCUGUUUAUGAAGCAUGAAAUGCUCUCAUAUGUCAAAGAUUUCACUUAAUCCAGGAGUUAAUACAUCAAUUACAGGUUAAAAAAAAUAAUCAUACUUUAGAGUUAACCCAAAGUACUAAUUUCUCCAAAUGAGAUGUACUACUAAUAUGCCAGAAACACUAAUUAUAUGCAAGUCUAAGCAGAGUAUACAUUUUUCUGUAUUCAAAACUAUUAGUGUAAAUACUAGUAUUCUAUUUCUUUUAGUGUUUAACAGCAAACACUGUAUAUUGUAGAGCCUACAUAUUUAGAUGACAGUAACUUCUAGCUAGUUUUGCUGUCCACAUACUUAAUGCUAUUUACAGUACAACAAACUUUUCCUUCAACUGGAGUGAUUCGCUAUUCAUUCUUCACUGCAGUACUUCUAUUGCCUUAGCAAAAGAAAACCAAGUUAGUAACUUAGAGAACAAUUCAAGUGGCGGUAGCAUAUUUGGUCAAAAAAAAAAAGUAACACCUACUGUCUAAACUUCUAAGAAGCUACUGUACUAGAAAGGCAAACAUCACAAUGUUUCUCAAACUAAAGCGGUGUUACCACAGUUUGACAGGAGACAGCUGUAAACUCUCUGCUUGGUGGUUUGUGCAUAUCACCAUCUCUGUCAUUCAUAAUCACAGCAUUCUUGUGGUAACUACAGCAACUGCUUUCACAGCAAAGUACUGUCUUUGUGGCUGACUUUUAAUGCCAUUUAGCAGCUUUAAUUACAGAGCCAACAUCAAAUGACCAGCGAGCUCCCUGCUGAUUUCAAUUUGAAAACCUCUGAAAUAGUCCUCUUCCCACAUAAUUCAGAAAAAGCUUUUAAAUAUAUUCAAUAUUAUAUUAGGUAAUUAGCAUUAUAUAUGUAUAUCUAUUAUGUCUUUAAAUACAGUUUAUAAUUAAAUUCCAACAGUGUGUUGUAAAGUAAGUAAUGCAUAAAAGUUUCACAAUUUAAAUAAAUAUUUUUCACAUUCCAAUUCAGCUUCUUACAAGCUCAUCUUUAUUUCAUGCCUUAGUUCUGAAGCAACGUUUUUGCUUCAAUACAAGAGGUAGAUUUAAUAGAGACUGGGCAAGUCAAGCCUACUGCCAAAAAUACAACUGUCAGUAACUGUAUUGCUGAUAUGCAGUUUGAGACUACGUGGAAAAUUCAGAACCACUACCUAAAAUCCUACCAAGUCUUAGCUUAACAGUUCUUGUUGAAUCACAUUUAAUGCUUUACUUUAGACAUGAUUACUCACAGUUGUUUUCUGUACAUAUGAGAUAAUGAAAAACACAAAUACAAAACAAAAAACAGUUGUACCUAACAGAAUAUAUAAAAGUGCAUGAGCUGCUUCUUCAUCUAUUUCUGCAAAACAUAUUCAACUUUUCCUCUAGCUUUGGCCAUAAAGAAAAGACCUCUGGGGAGAAAAAAAACCCCAAAACCCAGCAAGUGUUUACGUUUUACAGCUGUCUUCAGUUCAGUAGUUUACAGCUGAAACCCCUCCAUUGGAGCCUCCUGCUGUUGAAACACAAACUGCUGCUGACUUUCAUCCACCUGAGGUGCAAUACUGGAGUCCUCUUCUUCAACACCAAAGUAAUGCUCUAUGAGUUCAAAAGCCUUUUGGUAGAUCUCUUGGUUUUCAUGCCUCUGAAGGAAUUCGAUUUUAUCAAGUCCUAAAUCCAAAACAAAACAUUUUGAAAAUCUAGUUGCUUAAAAGAAUGAUGAAUUCAAAGGAAACAUAGUAUGAAAACUUAGUGGUAUUUCUUAGAUCAAAAAAUGGAACCCCAAAUCAUUCUCAUUUCAUUUGAUAUCACUGAUUCUUAAUUUCCUAAGCCACGUAUUUCUAAUCUUCAUUCUCUGCAGUCCAAACUAAUUUUAAAACUAUGUUAAAUGUAUAUCAGUUAGAUUCUUAAUUUCCUAAGCCAUGUAUUUCUAAUCUUCAUUCUCUGCAGUCCAAACUAAUUUUAAAACUAUGUUAAAUGUAUAUCAGUUAAACUAAGGAGAAGGAGGAGGCUGUACUAUCUACAGAGAAAUAUGCCAUGCCUACAAAGGAAUUGUAUCUGUAUAGAAUUAAGAUAGCAUAAAGCUGUUUGCUAUAGCAAUUUUCAAUAUCUCCAUUUCUUUUCUUUUACUCCUUUUGCCUUCCCCAACACUGAACUCUACCCCCUAUUAUGAAGCUGUCACUGAGCAGAGUUCAGUAUCUUUUUUCAAAUUCAAGAUUUGAAGAUACUAGUUUCCAAAGACUUACUGUUUGCAAGCUAGAGGACACAACCUCUGUUCUGCUGUCAGAAUUAAGUGCUUGGCAGUCAGCUGAUUCAAAACUCCUUUUUAACUAUUUAAGACAAUUCUGUUUUCUCUUAAGAUGGAUUAGAAAGAGUUCAUAUGAUCCCUUCUGGUGACUAUAGAGGCCAAAGCAAUGAGAGUGACAUAAUCAGCUGUUUCCCCUACUGAACUUCCACUCCACAGCUUCAGCAGCCUACACUUAAAUGGUAAAGGAAAAAAUGAACCUAGACAUUCAAUAGUUGAAAUUGUGAACAGACUCAAAAUCUGGAACAGAAUAAAUUCCAUUAAAGUAUUCAGUACUUUUUCCUCUUAGAUGUCAGACUGCAAAGUAUGCUGUCUGAGUAUGCACUUGAUUUUAGAAAUGCAACUCUAACAGGGAAUUUGGAUUUCAAGGCUGCUUUACAGAAGUCAGUACCAUUUAGCCAGAUAUAGUGCAGUCAAGUAGAAUUGUUAUUGGCAGUUCCUGAAACACAAAUGUCUGCCAAUUCUGUUGUCAGACACCAUGAAAAUUCAAGUCUCCGUAAAUUACAUCAGAUUCGUUAUUGAGACAGUUUUAAAGUUAAAUCGAAAGUAUACCAGUCACGAAAGUCCACAAACAUCAUUUUAGUUUUGAUACCCUGCCUUUAAAAUGUGCUUUAAUUCAACAGGUCUUACAAGAAUAAAUAGAACAAAAUACUUUCAGAAAUAAGUACAAACUUAUUUAAUUUCAUGAUCUGAAGCUGAUUUUUCUAUUACUGAUAUUUACUACGUUAAAAAGUGAUAGACUUUGGGAGUAAGCAAAAAACCCUCUGAUCUUGCAUCUCUAUUGGUAAUGAAACGAUACCAAAUGGGACUAUAUGGUUAAAAUAAUAAAACUAUAUUUAGGACUAGCUGAUAAACUUAUGCAAACCAUGGCUCCAGCAGACUAGGAUAUCUGUGUGUUAAAUAUUUCUGAGAAAGUUUCUCUAGAGGCACAUUUCAUAAACUGACCACAGACAAAAAUAUCCACAGGUUUUCCACAUUUAACAACUUUUUCCACCAUGUUAACGUUACUUAAUUGAUGAUGCUUCGAUAUCCACUUAUGCUUGAAAUAAAAAUUCUACUAUUAAACUUGCCUAUA
Molecule: messenger RNA, 6846 nt
Organism: Columba livia (rock pigeon)
Lineage: Eukaryota; Metazoa; Chordata; Aves; Columbiformes; Columbidae
Gene: FAM162B
Product: family with sequence similarity 162 member B
Exons: 4
Coding region: 29-661 (210 amino acids)
Source: RefSeq, a predicted model, not a curated record